Cephus cinctus (wheat stem sawfly) is the source of this 1095-nucleotide messenger RNA. RefSeq names its product S-methyl-5'-thioadenosine phosphorylase. The coding region runs from base 138 to 989 and encodes 283 amino acids. Gene Ontology annotation, molecular function: S-methyl-5-thioadenosine phosphorylase activity. The record is from RefSeq and is a predicted model, not a curated record. Gene Ontology annotation, biological process: nucleoside metabolic process. The transcript has 6 exons. NCBI's taxonomy places the organism in Eukaryota, Metazoa, Arthropoda, Insecta, Hymenoptera, Cephidae. Gene Ontology annotation, cellular component: cytosol.
GGCGGGAACAACUCAAUAACGGAGCCAUAAUGCCGCUACUGUCGUUACCACCAUUGAUUCGACACAGCCUGACGCGUCGAGGCACCGUCAAGACUGCCGAUUACUAAUUAAAAGACCGUAGCGUUAAGUAGAGUGUGAUGGGCAAAUACAAAAUUAAGGUCGGGAUAAUCGGCGGUUCUGGAUUGGACAGUCCGCAAAAUCAAAUUUUGCAAAAAAAAACGGAAGUCAAGAGAGAGGACGUCGAGAAUGAUUUUGGAUUACCAUCCAGCAAUGUGUACCAAGGUACCAUAUCUGGGGUCGACGUAGCAUUGCUGUCAAGACACGGACCAGGCCACAAAAUCACUCCAACUGCCGUGAAUUAUCGUGCGAAUGUAGAAGCACUACGUCUCCUUGGCUGCACGCACGUCUUGGCAUCCACGGCUUGUGGCUCCCUGACUGAGUCAAUUGGCAGAGGGCAAUUGGUUAUCCCAGACAGUUUCCUUGAUCGUACGGUCCACAGAAAAGGAACACUGUACGACGGCACGUCGCCCAAUUAUGCUGGAGUAUGUCAUGUGCCAAUGGAGCCCGCUUUUGACCCGCGUACAUCAAAGCUAUUGGUCCAGGCUGCGAAGGAAUUAGGAUAUGAUGUCAGAGAAGGUGGUACCGUCGUAGCCAUAGAGGGACCACGAUUUUCGUCAAAGGCCGAAAGUAACGCUCUGCGAUUAUGGGGCGGACAUUUAGUCAACAUGACCACAUGCCCCGAGGUCUGUGUCGCCAAGGAAGCUGGUCUUCUCUAUGCAGCCGUGGCCAUAGGCACGGAUUUUGAUUGCUGGAGAGAAUCUGAGGACGUUGUUCACGCAUCUGACGUUUUGGCCGUAUUCAAACAGAACGUCAGUAAAGUCACGGAGUUGAUGGUCAAGGCCGUGGAACUCAUUGGAAAAGGUGACUGGGAUCAACAUAUUGAUGAUCUCAAGAAUCUACUGUGUAGCAGCAACGUGACAUCCCAUUGAUUACGUAUUAGAGGUAUUAUAUAAAAAAAUAUAGAAGAUAUAUCCUUUAUUCCUCAUCUUCACAUAUUAUAUAUACGUCAAAAUAAAAGAACACGUUUAUUUUAUA